Molecule: messenger RNA, 702 nt
Organism: Chrysochloris asiatica (Cape golden mole)
Lineage: Eukaryota; Metazoa; Chordata; Mammalia; Afrosoricida; Chrysochloridae
Gene: MKRN2OS
Product: chromosome unknown open reading frame, human C3orf83
Exons: 4
Source: RefSeq, a predicted model, not a curated record
AUGCAGUGCCCCGAGGCUGGAAAGCCUAUAAUUAAAUUCAACCACUGCCAGAAAUACAUCUACGGCUUCAGUGCACCAGAGUGCUGCCCUCUCUGUGGGCAGGACAUGGGCUGGAGGGAGCUGGAAGACGCUCCUGUCAGCAUCUCUAAGCCCUUUACCAAUGCUCAUCAAGAAAAAUGUUCCUUCCUCCUCAAACCAACACAGGGGACCUUUCUUAGGGAAUAUGAUGGAAAGUCUGAUCUUCAUGUCGGAAUAACCAACACAAAAGGAGUUGUGUAUAAUUACAAUGUGCAAGGUGUCCAUCGUGAUGUAGCAGGAUGGGAACAGAGUAUAAGCAUCCCAUUAUUGCAGCCCAACAUGUAUGGACUGAUGGACCAAUGGGACAGGUACCUGGAGGACUUCUCAAACUCAGGGAUCUGGCUGCCUCACAGGUACGAGGAAGAGUGUCACAACUGCUACAGUUACAGCCUCACCUUCAUUAAUUGCAUCCUGAGUACAGAAGGCCAGGGGCAGAUGGACAAGAGAGAGUUCACAGAGAAGUAUGUGCUCCCAAGGACAAGGAAGGCCUCCAAGUACAUCACACUCUACCGGGCCAUCCAAGAUCACGGCUUCUACGUGACUGAGCAGCCCCAGUGAGAGGCCAGUCCUCCUAAAGAAAGAGCUGGGGCGACAAGCUCAAUAGGUACUACAGAUUCCAAAUGA